Cornus florida is the source of this 1789-nucleotide messenger RNA. RefSeq lists its product as uncharacterized. The coding region runs from base 231 to 1556 and encodes 441 amino acids. NCBI's taxonomy places the organism in Eukaryota, Viridiplantae, Streptophyta, Magnoliopsida, Cornales, Cornaceae. The record is from RefSeq and is a predicted model, not a curated record. The transcript is spliced from 2 exons.
ACAAGUUAGGUCUUGCCCCCCUUCAGGUAAAUCCUAAUUUCUUUCGCAUCCUUUCGGCACUGUUGGUGCGCCGGAAAUUAGAGGCUCUGGAUUUGACCUUUGCCGACCUUCUGCUUACUUACAAUAUAUCUAAGCAUGGGACCGAGCCUAGUCGCUUCUUUUUUACCUCUCCCCUUCAUCAGAGGAUAUGCACGAACCUUCCUUCAUCCGAAAAGAAGUGGAAAGAAAGGAUGGUUAUAGUUAAAGGAAAAUGGUUCGUGCCCCAAUCAAUUACGCUCCCUAUCCCGCGCAAGUUCGGGAAAUUAGGUAUAGAAUACUUAACCUUCCUUCAUACCAAGUGUUCUGGCUGUUUUCCUUGCCAAGUCUUAAUGUUUCGCCGUACUUAUGAGUUUCUUGGUGUUUUUUCAGCUACAUUCCCAUCUUCCGCAGCAAGGAACAGACUUUCUUUUCUUGAGGAACGAGUCUGGAGUGACCCCUCGCCUAUCGAGGACCUGCUAACUUCUUCAAACCUCAAGGAUAUUGCCUCCAGUGCUGUUGCUGCAGACCUCAUGGAUCUGUCUCUACCAUCCUUCGACAGUUUCCCCAUGACUGAGGAGGAGAUACGGAGGGCUGAGGCUUUAAAAAAGAAAGCCGAAGAUGCCCAACCCUUGGUCGUUAUUAGAUCUACUGAGGGUGAGGUGGAGGCUGAGGAACCACCAAUGAAGAAAUCUCGCCUCAACCCCCCAUCCUCUGGCAAGGGCAAGGUCCCUUCUAAAAGCAGAGGGAAAAAGGCUGAAGAUGAAGUCAGGGCAUUUGUUCUGGCUGAGACUGGGGCUCCUUGGACUCCUUCCUUCACCAGGGCUGACAAGUCAGUCCUGCAUUCAGGGGAUUCUGUGAUCACAAACCCUUCAGCUGCACUGGCGGUGGCUCGAGGGAUGUGGCUCCCAAAGAACGAGGAAGCCAUCAGCCAAAGGGGGUUGGAACAACUACUCCCCUCUGCCCCGGUCCGGGCCAUAGAGAGUCUAUACCACACCAUGGCCCUCUGCGCCACUGCUGAAGCCCAAUCCCUCUCUAUCAAGAAGCUAGAAAAGGAUCUUGACAAUGCAGAGAAGAGGGCCACCACUGCCUCUACCAAUCUGAAGAUAGCUUCUGAAGCCAAGGAUGUGUAUAAGAGGCAAUUGGCAGCCUCUGAGACUAAGGUGGAUUCUCUUCAGGCCGAAGUUCAACGCCUGACCGAGGCUCUUACUACUUGCUUCAAGGCGGGGAAGCAAAUGCAGGGGCGCUACUCCUGUCUAGCACACCUGGUUAGUGCUAAAGCGUUCCGGUCUGGCUAUAAUCAGGGCUCAGGCCCUAGGACGAUGGAUCCAGACGCUUUUGACAAGCAGGUGGGGGUGCACUUCCCAUAUGAUGAAGGGCCAGAGGCUUUGGAAGCUGAAAUCCGCUUUGCCGAGAUGGUGAAGGCGCACCUGAAGGGUACUCCUAGCUCUUCUGCCCCUGCGGCAUCAAUUCCUCCUACCCCAAGUCCUACUGUAGUGGAUGCUUUUGAAUCUACUCCCUUCGAUCUGAAGAGGAAGUAGAACCAUGUAUUUUGUUUUUAUUGACAGUAUGUUUGGGAUAAUGAAUAUAAUUUUUUGUUUUAGGCUUUCAAUACCUGAUUUGUUUUUGCUGUAUGCUUUUGAUACUGUUCAUAUUUUUCUGACUGGUAAUGUGUUUAAACAAAACACAUUGUCUUUAUGCUUCGGAUUUAUGCUAUCCGAGAAAAAGCAAGGAUGGUGGGAAGAAGGAGAUCCUUUUAACAGUUUAGUUGAUA